AUGCCUUUGAAGCGAGCGAGAUCGCUACUUCGUGCGUUGUUCCCAUCAGCUCUUCCCUGUCAUCCUAUAUAUGGGUGCACAAGCUCUCGUAAACUCUACAACCUCGCCAAGAAGGAGAGGAUGGGUUUACUGUCAGACGACCGCCCGGCCCCCGACCACCGUGCGUCAACUGCUGCUGGAAGGUCCAGCCGCGACCGUAAACGCUCUAGGACCAUUUCCACGCCUCAUGUCAAGUCUGCCGAGGGCGCCAGCAAGAAGCAACUGUCUUCUUUGUCAAACGACGGUCUGAUGGACCCCGGCAACCACCUGGAGGGCAUCAAGCUCGAGGCCACUACCUCAGUCAUCAAAUACUGCCGCGAGACCUAUGAAAAUGGGACGACGUCCCCUAAGUUUAUGUUGAGCAUCGCCAGGUCGAAAAUGAAGGCCCUCCGCAUUGAAAUCAACCACCUCAACGAGAAGAAAAAGGCGCUUGAGGACGAGCUGCAGAAUCUGACGGCCGAGGAAGAAGAGCAUGAGAAGGCCAUCGAGGAGGCGGCGAUCAAGUUCAACAAGACUAUGCAAGGUCUGGUUGAUGUACUCAAGGAGGAGUGA
Molecule: messenger RNA, 591 nt
Organism: Apiotrichum porosum
Lineage: Eukaryota; Fungi; Basidiomycota; Tremellomycetes; Trichosporonales; Trichosporonaceae
Exons: 3
Coding region: 1-591 (196 amino acids)
Source: RefSeq, a predicted model, not a curated record